AUGGCCUUAAUCUUAAAAGGAGGAAGACUCACCUUGGCUCUUAUCAUCCUCAUCGUCAUUAGUUCAUCAUCUCACAUCAUUACAACCACCGCCACUGCUCGGACUCCAGACAACCAUGUCCGCCAACUAGCUACAAAUUGCGAUUAUGACCCUAUACAACAAGCAGAUGGACCCGGUGGGUGUGGUAGUGGAAGUGGAAGUGGAAGUGGAUCACCAAAACCAAAACGAAUACCAUGCGGUUCAACACCGGGUGGGAGCCUUUGUAGGAAGGGUUGCUGUGGAAAGACUAAAAUGGGAAGGGCCGAAUGUUGCUAG
This is a messenger RNA of Lactuca saligna, 315 nucleotides long. Lineage: Eukaryota; Viridiplantae; Streptophyta; Magnoliopsida; Asterales; Asteraceae. The record is from the annotation of a GenBank genome assembly.